AUGUCCGAAUUUAAUCCAGAGAAUGAGCUGCUACCGCAGACAGUUGAUCACUAUGCAAGGGUGAAACCAGACGCCCUCUACGCGGAGUAUCCGACGUCCCCCAUGAGCUAUGACGACGGCUACGUCCCCAUCACCUAUCGCACCUUUGCGAAUGCCAUCAACGGCAUUGCCUGGUGGUUGACCAAGACACUAGGCCCGGGACAAGGCGAUGUCCUAGCUUAUAUAGGUCCAAAUGACUUGCGGUAUCCCGCUCUGGUCAUCGGGGCUGUAAAAGCGGGAUACUGUAUGUUCCUGACCUCACCCCGCAACAGUGUUGCUGCUCACGAAAGCCUGUUGCGAUCACUGAAUUGCACCAAGGUGCUUGCCACAACACCGCGGUCACCCCCCAUCACAAACUUGUUGAGUGUCUCCAUGCCUUUAGAAGUGUAUGAGGUGCCGAGCGUGCAGGAGUUGCUAGCCAACGAGUACCCUCAUUUUGAAUAUCGCAAAACGUAUCCUGAGGAUGCAGAUACAAGAUUCGUUGCGAUACACACAUCCGGUUCCACGGGUAUUCCCAAGCCCAUUUCUUGGACAUUUGAAACUACGAAUCGACACAUGCGAAUGGUCGCCCUCAGUCCGCCAGAGGGCUUUGAAGAGCAACACCGCUGGAGUCAAGCCAAGAGAAUGUUUCUGACGUUACCACCCUUCCAUGCGGGAGGACUCGCCGUCAUGCUUUUCAUCGGAGUCCCCGCUGGCAUGACGAUCAUUGUACCCACGUCUGGUGGACUCCCCACCGCCGCAGCCCUGGUCGAAGCCAGAAAGCAAACACCCUUCGAAAUCGCCUUGGUCGUGCCGUCUAUUCUCCAUGAGCUGGCUCAGCAACCCGACCUUUUGGGUUACUGCAGCCAGCAUCUGGAAUAUCUCAUAUACGUAGGCGGCGAUCUACCACAGGAAAUCGGCGAUACAGUGGUAUCCAAACUCAAGUUGGUAAAUCAGUACGCUGCGACUGAAGUCGGGAUGCUCACUUCUAUCCACCCUGUGAGAAGGGACCCUCGCCAAGACUGGCGAUAUACCCAGUUCCACCCGGAACUAGGAGUCGAGAUGCGACCUUUCACGGAAGAUGAGUAUGAGCUGGUCAUAGUGCACACGCCAGAGCGGGAAUCGCAUCAGAUGCCAUCUACCAUAUUUCCCGGUCGGCAAGAAUACUCGACUCGUGAUCUGUGGGUGCGCCACCCCGAUCGAUCAAAGUCGGAUUUGUGGCGAUGGAGCGCGCGUGCGGAUGAUGUGAUCGUUUUCCUAAAUGGGGAGAAAACAAAUCCUGUUUCAAUGGAGCAGCACGUUGUCGUCUCGAACCCUGAAGUCUCAGCUGUAGUAGUCGCGGGCGCUCAACGCUUCCAAGCCUCGCUUAUCAUCGAGUUCGGUGGUGAUGGGGAUAUGGGUCCAAGUGAGCGAGCUGCUGCCAUCGAGAAAAUAUGGCCUAGCAUCGAGGAAGCAAAUCGUGCUUGUCCGGCACAUGCCCGAAUCGCCCGGACGCACAUCUUGUUCACGACACCCGACAAGCCUAUUCCACGCGCAACGAAAGGCACUGUCCAGCGGGCGGGAACUCUGGCUCUCUACGCCCCGGAACUGGAUGCGCUGUAUGCAAACGCUGAUCAGUUGGCGGCAAGAGAGGACAGCGAUAAUAGCGGGCCUGGGCGCGUUAGUGAUCUUCAACAAGUAUCGGACUUCAUUCAACGGUCCCUGGUGGAUGUCACUGGCUGGAGCGAAGAUCAAGUGUCCACUGCAGAGAGUUUUUUCGCCAUCGGAUUGGACAGUCUGCAAACCAUCACCGCUGCUCGCCGUAUCAAGCGUGGUCUUGACCUACCUUCUUUCGCCCCCAAUCUAAUAUACCUCAACCCAUCGGUGUCGGCUCUUGCGCAAGCCACCCUUCGACUCAUCCAAGAUGACGCUGUCACCCAAGAAGCAGGCAGGGAAGCAAUGCUCGCAGAGCGAGACGAUCUCUUGAGGCACUUCACAGAUAUGAUCGACAGUGCUCCGCCGCACACGAUUGCCCAGUCCAACGCGGCCUCUCAGUCUCAAGUUGUCGUGUUGACCGGCUCAACAGGGACAUUAGGCACAUACAUCCUAAACACCCUAUUAAAGGACCCAUCAGUAUCGCACAUCCACUGCCUAAACCGCAAAAAAGACAGCGCAACAAUCCAGCAACAAAAAAACACCUUCUACCACCUUGACUCGACCCUCAAUCCCUCCAAAGUCACCUUCUGGCACGCCGACCUCACCAAACCAGACCUCGGCCUCGCAACAGAAUCCCUCCAAACCCUCCAAAAAACCGCAACCGUGAUAAUCCACAACGCAUGGAACGUAAACUUCAACCUCCCCCUCUCAUCCUUCACCCCCGAUCUGCACGGCAUAACAAACCUCAUGAACAUCACAAUCACCAGUCCCAACAACCCGCACCUCUUCUUCCUCUCCUCCAUCAGCUCAGUGCUAGGCCACACAACACCAUCCCAAACAACACCCGAAAAUCUUAUCACAACAACCCACCCCGCGCCAAAUGGCUACGCAAACAGCAAAUACAUCGCCGAGCACCUACUCUCACACGGGACGCAGACGCGCUCGAUAAACGCGUCGUUCGCGCGUGUCGGCCAGAUAGCCGGUGCGGCGCGUUCGCGCGGUCUCUGGAAUAGGAAUGAGUGGUUCCCGAGCUUGGUGAGGAGUUCUUUGCAAGUGCGCGCGUUGCCGGAGACUCUGGGACCCACUUUGGGACGGGUGGAUUGGGUGCCUGUUGAUUUGCUCGCGGAGGUUUUGGUUGAUCUUGCGCUGGGGGAUUUGGAUGGUGAUGUUCGUGGGGAGAGACAGUCUGUUAGUGUUUUUCAUCCGUUGAAUCUGUAUCCCGAGGCGUGGGGGGUUGUUGCGCCUGUUGUAGCGGAGAUGCUUUCUCUUGUUAGUGGUGAGGAGAUUGGGUUUGUUGAUUUAUCUGCGUGGGUGCAGCGUGUUAGGUUGGAUAUUGAAAUCUCUGAGGGAGAGUUGGAGGGUCUUUUGGAGAGGAAUCCGGCUGCUAAGUUGUUGGGAUUUUUUGAAGGUGUUGUUGCUGAGACUGGUGCUGGGUCGGGUAAUGUCUUGGAUACGCGUAGAACGGCGGAAAUCAGUAAAAAGCUUAGGGAUAUUCAGGGAGUGGGGAGUAUGCCUCAUUGGGUUCAGAAAUGGGUUGGAGAAUGGUUACGUCCGUUAAGUGACUGA
This is a messenger RNA of Penicillium concentricum, 3219 nucleotides long. RefSeq names its product NRPS-like enzyme. The transcript has a single exon. NCBI's taxonomy places the organism in Eukaryota, Fungi, Ascomycota, Eurotiomycetes, Eurotiales, Aspergillaceae. The record is from RefSeq and is a predicted model, not a curated record. Bases 1 to 3219 code for a protein of 1072 amino acids.